GCUCCACCAUCAACUCCAACCCGAAUUUUGAUCCUCCCGACAUCGACAAUUCAACCCCCUCGGCCAAUUCCACCCACGCAGUCAAGAUGCGGUACAUUCACUCCGAGGAACGGCUGCCCAUUCCGGACAAUGUGAAGGUUCACAUUCGUUCGCGGGUUGUGACCGUCGAGGGCCCCCGCGGCAAGCUCGUUAAGGACCUGUCCCACAUCGCCGUUACCUUCGGUCUCCCCGAGAAGGACGUCAUCUCGAUCGAGCUGCACCACGGUGCUCGCAAGGGUGUCGCUACCCUCCGCACCGUCCGCACCAUCAUCAACAACCUGAUCAUCGGUGUUACCCGCGGCUUCCUGUACAAGAUGCGCUACGUCUACGCCCAUUUCCCCAUCAACGUCAACAUCGAGAAGAACGCCGAGACCGGUGGCACCGAUAUUGAGAUCCGCAACUUCUUGGGUGAGAAGUACGUCCGCCGCGUCUCUGCCCGCCCCGGUGUCGAUAUCAUCACCUCCCCCAACGUCAAGGAUGAGCUCCAGCUCUCCGGUAACUCCCUGGAGGACGUCUCCCAGAGCGCCGCCGACAUCCAGCAGAUCUGCCGUGUCCGGAACAAGGAUAUUCGUAAGUUCUUGGACGGUCUGUACGUGUCGGAGCGGACCAACAUCAUUGAGGAGUAAAGAAAUGUCUCCUUGAAUUGGGUUUGGGUGUCCGGGAGAAGCUUUUCUUUUUUAAUUUCGCCUACUUGCAUAUUAGGGAAGCAAAGCGAAAUGACAAAAAACAAACGACCUUGCAAAAUUCACAAUUUCCCUUUCCACUUCACGCGUCAGGCUCUGUAAUGAGGCAUGUAACGAAAGUGCAAUUGUAUCUGUCGAUUAUUUCUACUAUUCAUGACCUUUCUUGGAUGACCCUAGCGAGUCGAGUACUGUACUAGAUCUCCUAGGGAUGAUCUGAGUAUAUCUUUGUAAAGACUAGUAAGAAUAAUCCUAACUUCAUCGCAUGCAUAAGUCAAGGUGGAUGGACUUUUUAAGACUUCAUGGGAAGUUGAACUGGCCACUCCCGAGCACCACCACAACUUUUCACUCUCGGCAGUCGAUCCCUCGGAGCUGACACCUCUCCAACACUAACCACUUCCAGCUCCCCUACUCUCUAUGCAAGCUGAGAUCUUUCCAUUGACGCUAUAUUUAUCGCUCCCACUAGCAUAGUACUCCCUACUCGGUCCAUCCUUAUCGCGGGCGUUGUUUUUGCAUCCGCAAAGCCCAACGCGGAAGUGACGCCAUAAAUAGCAUGUGAAAGCGCCGCUCCACCGGCAGGUCGCGCACCCCCCUUCGAGCUGGAAUUUCCCUAAUCGCGCGAAAUGGGGUCCUGGCUACUCGGUCUGUGGAGUGUUCUCUCCGCGGUCUACGGUAUGAUGCUGGAUGUUGCCCAGUUCUGGAAGCAGAAAUUAUUCUCAUGGUGGAAAUCAAAGUCCCCCAAAACCAGGCUGUUCAACACCCUGGCCACGGCCCAGAGCUAUGAGGAAUGGGAAGAAGCUGCGUUUGAGCUGGAUGAGCUCCUGAGCAAGGACUUAUGGCGCCAGAAUCCAAUCAGUCGACACUAUGACUACAGACUCAUCCUCGGGCGGUUGGAAGCUCUAAUGAGUGCCCGCGAAGGCGAGGAUAUCCUCACACUGGUCAAUCUCCUUCGCUCCGGCCUCGUGCGCAACCUGGGCAAUAUCACAACCACCAAAUUAUUCACCCAUGCCUACGCCGGAACGAAACUCUUGAUUGAUGACUAUAUCACGCAAGUCGCGUUGUCAAUCCAGUACGUGGCCUCGCUGCAACCGGCGCCCAUGCAGACGAGCGGGUUCACCCCUCAGGCGAAAUUGGAGCUACUCCACGAUACUCGCCAGGCCUUCGGACGCACGACGCUACUGUUGCAGGGAGGGUCGGCUUUUGGGCUAUGUCAUCUCGGCGUGGUCAAGGCGUUGCAUUUACAGGGUCUUCUACCGCGGAUUAUUACGGGUACCGCGACGGGGGCUAUGAUUGCAGCGUUGGUGGGCAUUCAUCCCGAAAGUGAAUUGCUUGCGUUGUUGGAAGGCGAAACGAUUGAUUUAUCAGCCUUCGAUCAACGGCGGAAAGAACAUGCGGAGGAGAGUUGGGUGUGGACUUUUGUCCGGCGGAUGAAGCGAUUGCUCCGAAAGGGACAUUUGUAUGAUAUGGAGUUGUUGGAGGAGUGUGUUCGGGCUAAUGUGGGGGAUUUGACCUUUGAAGAGGCAUAUGCGCGGUCCAAACGGAUUUUGAAUAUUACGAUUGCCACGGCUGGUAAGACUGGGACGCCGAAUCUGCUUAAUUAUCUAACUGCACCGAAUGUGCUGAUAUGGUCUGCCGCGGCGGCUUCCAAUGCCUCCUCGUCUGUCACUACACUUUCUUCACCAGUCACGAUUUACUGCAAAGACGAAACCGGCUCCAUCGUCCCCUGGCCACACACAAAGGAAGCAGUGUUCCAACCAUGGCGACACGUCAUCUAUAGCGACGGCGAAUCCCCCCUCUCCCGAAUUGCGGAACUCUUCAACGUCAACCACUUCAUCGUCUCCCAAGCCCGUCCCUACCUGAUCCCAUUCCUACGCUCCGAACUCAACCUCCUCGACCGCCACCAAACGGGCUGGAGCAAUAUAUCCCGCUCAAUGGUGCGACUCGCCUUGGUCGAAUUACGCCACCGUCUCCGCCAACUCGAUUACAUCGGUUUCCUCCCAGGCUUUGUAAGCCGACUCUUAAUCGAUGAAACUAUCCCAGGACCCAACCUCACCCUCGUCCCGGACCUAUCUAUCAACGACUUGGCCAAACUUUUCCAACAACCCACCCGUGCACGGGUAGCAGAAUGGACACUGAAGGGCGAGCGAGGUGUCUGGCCCGCGAUUAGUGCCCUGAAGGUCCGUGAGGCAAUUGAAAUCGAAUUGGAUCGGGGGUACCAGCUCGUUCGUCGCCGGCGACCGAGCGAUGCAGCUCCUCUCCCCACGCCACGGCAUUUUCCUAAUAAAGGAGCAGCCCGUCAGCGACGUGGGUGUAGCGAGAAUGAUUUUGAGAACGGUAUACUUGCUGAUGGGAAGUAAUAUACAGCAGCACAGUUGCUAGGAUAGGUACUUGUUCGGGAUUGGCUUCGCUAGCUAUACAUGUAACUACGAAC
Penicillium brasilianum is the source of this 3150-nucleotide messenger RNA. The record is from the annotation of a GenBank genome assembly. NCBI's taxonomy places the organism in Eukaryota, Fungi, Ascomycota, Eurotiomycetes, Eurotiales, Aspergillaceae.